Lingula anatina is the source of this 1751-nucleotide messenger RNA. RefSeq lists its product as uncharacterized. NCBI's taxonomy places the organism in Eukaryota, Metazoa, Brachiopoda, Lingulata, Lingulida, Lingulidae. The record is from RefSeq and is a predicted model, not a curated record.
AAUUGCUACGUGCCCAUCUUUAAAAGUUGUAUAAAUAAGAAGAAAGGGACAAAGAGCGUCGCAGUUGCCAUUUCUUCUCGCAGUCUGCAACACAUUCGACAAGAAAAGAGAUUCUCUUGAAGAUGACAAGACAAACAGGCGUGGCCGUGCUUCUGAUCAUCGCUUUGACGACGGUGACAUCCGUUACUGGCGCUGGUCCCAUCCCUCUUACUCCGGAGGAAGAGGCGCAAAGAGACGAUGCUAUGGCUGAUAUGGCUAACCUUCCAAUCGAGCAUCAAAUGAGACCUGAACUGCCCCCGGGCCCUAUACCGCCAAUCCCGGCUUGUGAAUGCCAUGCACAUGGUGAUGUCCGCUAUGUCACGUGUGAUGGGAGAGCCUUCAGAUUUAACACUCCGCCCGGAGAUGUUGGUAUAAUGGCAAAGUCUAUAGGUGGCUGGCUUUGGUAUAUAAUAACGGAACAAGAAUUCUUUGAUGACGGUCCGAAGACUCGUCUGACAAAAGUGAAAUACCAGAUUUUUUCUCACUACGUGAUCAUUGAGUACAAAGACACUCCAGAUCCAAAUGGGCUGUACACAAUAACUGUGGAAAAUGAUAUUAUACCUGGUCCGCCGCUGUUUGAUGAUGCUGUAAGCCUUGGUCCUGCUGGGGCGCCUGGUGUUUUGUUCGUGGGGGGCGGUUUUAAUAUCUCGGUAAUUGAUGUAGAUGGCGAUUUGUACAUUGAGGUUAGUUGCACGCUCCUGCCACCCGUCCUGUUCGACAUUAGGAUACGUGUGGCCCGACAUUGUCUCCAGAUUCACAUCCCUCCGAUCUGGCAAUCCUGGAUGGAAGGGAUAUGUGGAGAUUGGAAUGGAUUUCCUGCAAACGAUGUUGUCGCUCUUGUCGGCUUUCCACAGGUUUUACCCGCGCCGGUAAUGGGAUUCCCUUUCCAACAAACGACGACGAUGCCGAUAUAACUCUACGAUCCAUGGCGUUAUGACCAAAGAGCGACUACCACCAACUCUGUACAAGCAGUGUCUUCUUUCUCCAGUCACUAAUUUUCAUGUGGAACACGGGAAGCGCUGGACGCCGUUUUAUGUUCCACAACCGUUGACUUAGGUUACUACGGACCAUGUCACAAAUUGUUCGAAACCUUUUCCAAGGGAAUCUUUCUAUCUUUUGACUUACCGAAUUGAGAACAGUUGAUAAUUUGAUUUUCUCACUUAUAUUUCUUUGGUGAACGUCCAUUUGAGAGUCGAAAAUUCACAAAGGAACGGAAUCAUGGACAAUGGAACUGAAAUUUGUGGGGGUGCAAGCUACUCUUUCGGUUCUAAGAUAACUAUUUUUUGUUUUUGAUUUUAACAUUGAUCGAGGUUUUUAAUGCCUUGAAAUGCAAAUUCUUGCAUGUGUUUUUUUGUAAAAAGGUUGAAUUAAACAGGUGUAUGACAUUAUUUCGAGGAUGUAAUCAAAUUUGGAGAAAUCUCCAAACACAAGACUGACAUUGACAGAGAAAAAACAUUUGGCAUUUAAAACAAAGGCAGUGUGUCACAAAAGAAGAACGUACUUCUAGUACUUUAAAAAUUUUCAAAAGUUUCGAUUGAUGAGGCUCACCUGGUGAAGUACAGUGGAAACGUGAUUUAAAUUGGGUACGAUAUAGUGACAAUAGCUUCAGGUGUUUUAACGUUUUAAUUUUUAAUUUAUAUUUCUCUUCAAUUCGUUUCGCCGUGCUUGUGGCUUAAAAUCGUUAUAAAAUGGUAUCAUUGAUAUCAAAUAAC